AUGAAUGCAGGGCUGACGGUACUGAAGGCGCUGGCGUCAAGCUGCUCCGUGGUCAUGAUCCUGAGCUCGGCUCCGUCGCUCUACCGGAUCCACAAGCGAUACGACACGGGCGACGUGGCGCUCUUCCCUCUCGUUGGCUUGUGGCUGAACUGCUGCAUGGUAAUGCUGUACGGCUGGACUCCGGGAAGCUACUUCCCCUUGUUCGCCACUUACGUCUUCGGCACGAUCAUUUCGACGGCGUAUGUUGCUGUGUACUUGCGGUGGACGAAGGCCCGGGCGUACGCCCACAAGGCCAUUGGUGCCACCCUCAUCGCUAAUAUCCUUGGAUCGGUGUACGUCGUGCUGGGGAUGACGGGCGUGACGAGGCAACCGAGCGACCAGGUCAAACUCAUCGCAGGCAACAUGAUGACAGUCGCGUGCUUGCUGCUGUACAUCGCCCCGUUCGAGACGAUCAAGACGGUGCUCAAGACGCGCUCGGGUGCCUCGAUCCCAUUCGGCAUGUGCUUGGCGGGGGCGUCCUCCAACUUGAUCUGGACGAUCGAGGGGCUGUUCACUAAAGACAUGUUCAUCCUCCUGCUCAGUGCCGCUUGCUCGGCGUUGGGCUUUGUGCAAGUGGCGCUAUACCUGGUCUUCAGGCCGAAGACGAAAGGGCCGAGCGCUUUGGCUGCGGACCUCUCGGUGUCGACGGACAAGAAGUACAUUCUACCCGUGAAGGUGGACAAUCCUACCACUGUUAGUGCGCCCCCAGCGGUGGCGCUGGUCCCUCCGAGAUGCGGCGACAAACUCGACAGCAUCUCUUCGCCGACCUUAGUGCCCGUUUGCAUAUCGUAA
Phytophthora sojae is the source of this 831-nucleotide messenger RNA. RefSeq lists its product as hypothetical. Bases 1 to 831 code for a protein of 276 amino acids. The transcript is spliced from 2 exons. NCBI's taxonomy places the organism in Eukaryota, Oomycota, Peronosporomycetes, Peronosporales, Peronosporaceae. Gene Ontology annotation, molecular function: sugar transmembrane transporter activity. The record is from RefSeq and is a predicted model, not a curated record. Gene Ontology annotation, cellular component: membrane. Gene Ontology annotation, biological process: carbohydrate transport.